Molecule: messenger RNA, 1824 nt
Organism: Cyclocybe aegerita
Lineage: Eukaryota; Fungi; Basidiomycota; Agaricomycetes; Agaricales; Hemipholiotaceae
Source: the annotation of a GenBank genome assembly
AUGUUCCCUAAGCCCGGUGCUUUUCAACCACUCAUAGCUGGUCCUUUGAUUUUCAAGCUUCACGCUUCAAAUAAAAAACACUCUCACAAGACCUCCCGUGUUGUACACGACCCUUCUAUCAUCAUGCAGCUCUCCUCCCGCUUCGUCACCCUCGCUGUUGCUCUGGCCUACAGCACGUCCGGCGUGCUCGCUCUCCCAGUCGCCUCGAACGAGAUUGCUGCACGGGACAUCGACUACGACCUCGAGGUCCGUGAGGCGGACUUUGAGGUCUCCGAGUUCGCAGCUCGUGAGCUUCCCAACCUGACCAUCGAAAUCCGUGACUACGAUGAGGAACUCGAUGCUCGUGCUACCCCUGUCACGCCCGUCACUCCUGUUACCCCUGUUACCCCCGUCACCCCGGUUACUCCUGCUACCCCCGUCACUCCUGCUACCCCGGUUACUCCUGUUACGCCGGUGACGCCAGUGACGCCCGCCACCCCGGCUACGCCUUCUACUCCUUUUACCCCUUCGAAGUCCACGACUAAACUCACGAAGGCCCAAAUCGCGAAGCAGAAGGCUUACAAGGCCGCCCUCUUCGACAAGCAUGACCCUCUCCACUCCGCCGCGAAGGCCAAGGCCCAGAAGGCGCACGCUACCUACAAGGCCGCUCUCGCCGACCCCAAGCACCCCCACCACGCUCAAGCCAAGGCUCACGCCGAGAAGAAGGCCGCUCACAAAGCUGCCCUCGCCGACACCAAGCACCCCGAGCACGCCAAAGCUUUGGCAAAGGAGGCGAAGAAGACUCAGUUCCUGAAGCAGACCAAGGCCAAGACGCACCAGAAGGCUCUCGCCGACCCCAAACACCCGCUUCACAAGGUCGCCAAACAGCGCGAGGCGAAGAAGGCCGCGUUCAAGACCGCUCUCGCCGACCCCAAACACCCUCAGCACGCUAAAGCCAAGGCGCACGUCGAGAAGAAGGCUGCCCACAAAGCUGCCCUCGCCGACCCCAAACACCCCCACCACGCCAAAGCAUUGGCGAAGGAGGCGAAGAAAGUGAAGACGGCGAAGAAGACCCCAGUCAAAUCGAGCGUCCUGAAGCAGAGCAAGCUGUCGAAACAAACCAAGCUGUCGAAGCAGACCAAGUUGUCGAAGCAGAGCAAGACCACGGCACACAAGAAGGCGCUCGCCGACCCCAAACACCCGCUUCACAAGGUCGCCAAGCAGAAAGAGGCGGAGAAGGCGAAGAAGGCUGCCCACAAAGCCGCCCUCGCUGACCCGAAACACCCCAAGCACAAGGAGGCCGUCAAGCAACAGAAGAAGCUCGAGGCGACGUACAAGAAGGCGCUGACCAACAAGAAGAGCCCGCACUACGCUGCCGCCUGGGCCCAGGAGUCGAAGAAGGUCCGCGAGAAGACGCAGAAGCAGCGCGACGCCUACAGGGCUGCCCUCAAGGACCCCAAGAACCCCAAGCACGCCGCCGUCGCCGCUAAGGAGGCGAAGAAGGCGGCCUUCCGGGCAGCGCUCGCGGACCCGAAGAACCCGAAGCACGCGGAGGCGCUCAAGAAGCAGAAGGUGGCGGCCGAGUCGUACAGGAACGCGCUCAAGGACAAGAAGAACCCGCUGCACGCUGUCGCGAUGGCGCGCGAGGCCGAGAAGACCAAGUGGGAGAACGCGCUCAAGGACCCGAAGAACCCCGACCACGCUGCAGCUUUGGCGAGGAAGGCGGCCAACGCUGAGUUCAGGAAGGCGCUCGCUGACCCCAAGAACCCCAAGCACGCUGAGGCGCUUGCGAAGCAGCAGAGCCUUGGAAUUUCCAACCCUUUCCGCGCCAACCUCUUGUUGUAA